AAAGUCUGUCAGUCACCACUCGAUAUGGCCGACAUUAAAGUGCAGUAAAGCUGGUGGUAGGACCGAAAAGGCAUUUCAAUAAGACAACCGAUCAGGGAGGGCUGCAACUGCAGCCAGGAGAGCAGAGGGAAGGAUGCCAUCUCCAUCUUUUUCCCUCGAUGCCCAGCUGCGCUUCCAUGACAAAUGGCUGAAGAUAGACCUGCAGCGAGCCUUCUCUCCUGAAGGACUGAGUGAGAUGUGGAAUGAGAUGGUGAAGGAUGAAGAAAUUGUCUUUGACCGAGAAGAGUCUGCCCAUCCAGAGGACUGUGCUGAUUGCACCCAAAAGAAAGAUGAUACAAAUGACAAGGAAAAGAAGGAAGAGGAGGAGGCGGCAUCGCCGUCAGCUGUCCAUCACUCCAUCAUCGAGACGUGGGAUUGGGGGAGGCAGCCAGAAGCUGUGGAGCUGAAGGACUGUCUGAUGGCGCUGGUGGACGACCAGCAGAAGUUGUCUUCACAGACAGCUAAAAGCACGCUCUCCGCGCUGCGUCUGAGCCAACGGCUGGUGAUCCUGGAGCGUUACCUCAUUUCCCUCACUCACAGCAUGAUGGAAGAAAAAUACAAAGUGCGCUGGAAGAGCCCGCCCAGCCCUCCGCUUUCAGGGGUCGAUAAUAAAAGCACUCGGCCAGUCAGUAAAGGAGUGGAAGGUUUGGCCCGGGUGGGAUCGAGAGCAGCACUUUCCUUUGCUUUUGCUUUCCUCCGCAGAGCCUGGAGAUCAGGUGAUGAUGCAGACUUAUGUAGUGAGUUACUGCAGGAGUCUCUGGAUGCCCUACGGGCUCUCCCAGAAGCCACCUUGUUUGACGAGGGCACCGUAUCACCCGUCUGGCUGGAAGUGGUCGAGAGGGCUACCAAAUUUCUCAGUGAUAUCCAUGGAAGUGGCAGUGGAAAAGCUCCCAUUCCCCUGCAGGAUCAGCACUUGGCUCUGGCCAUUCUGCUUGAGCUGGCAGUACAGCGAGGAACUCUCAGUCAGCUGCUGUCUGCGGUUCAGCUUUUGCUGAGACUUUGGGACAGUGGAACCAGAGAGAUGGACAAUGAACGCUCCACCCAAGGCACCAGCGCCCCCUUACUGCCCCUUCUGCAGCGUUUUCACAACAUCCACAGCAUCAAAGAGGAGCCCGUUCUUGAGGAGGAGAUCGAGAUCCUUUCAGCACCUCUGAGCCCAAAUGAGAGUUUUCUGCGCUACCUUACACUGCCUCAAGAUAAUGACCUGGCCAUUGACCUGCGACAGACCGCUGUAGUCAUAAUGGCACACUUGGACCGCCUGGCAGCCCCCUGCAGCCCACCGCAGUGCAGCUCACCUACCUCUAACAAGGGUACAUUGCAGGAGGUGAUUGGUUGGGGUCUGCUUGGAUGGAAGCCUUACGCUAACGUGAACGGACCAAUCCAGUGCAAGGCACUGUCGAACCUGGGUGUGACUCAAAUCGUGUGCUCGGAGAAGGGUUUCCUCAUUCUGACCAUCACUGGUGCUGUCUACACUCAAAAUUACAAAAGUACCACCCUAUCGCCUAUGUUAGUUCACGCAUUGUCAUCUAGGAAGAUAAUAAAGCUCGCGGCUCAUCCUGAUGGGCAGCAUUAUCUGGCUCUUUCGAUCAAUGGGGAGGUGUUCUCCUGGGGCUGUGGAGAUGGAGGCAGGCUGGGACAUGGAGAUACCACUUAUUUGGAGGAUCCCACCAUAAUCUCAAUGUUCUCUGGGAGGCCAGUAGGAAAGCAGGUGGUAAACAUUGCAUGUGGCAGCACAUACAGUGCGGCGAUCGCAGCAGAUGGAGAACUGUACACGUGGGGACGUGGGAACUACGGCAGGCUGGGUCACGGCACCAGCGAGGACCAGACCACCCCGAUGCUGGUGACCGCUCUGAAGGGUCUCAAGGUGAUAGACGUGGCUUGUGGCAGUGGAGAUGCACAGACCCUUGCCGUGACUGAGAACGGUCAAGUGUGGUCAUGGGGUGAUGGGGACUACGGUAAGCUUGGCCGUGGGGGCAGCGAUGGCUGCAAGACGCCGAAGCUGGUGGAGAAGCUUCAGGAUUUGGAUAUUGUGAAGGUGUGCUGUGGGAGCCAGUUCUCUGUAGCACUUACUAAGGAUGGGCAGGUGUACACCUGGGGCAAAGGAGACAAUCAAAGACUUGGCCACGGCACAGAUGAGCAUGUCCGCUAUCCCAAACACCUAGACAGUCUGCAAGGUAAGAGGGUGGUUGAUGUGGCGGUGGGCUCUACGCACUGUCUGGCCCUCACGGAGGAAGGAGAGGUCCACAGCUGGGGCAGCAAUGAUAAACUCCAGCACUUUGACACGCUCUUCUCCAAUAAGAAACAGCCUAAAGCUCUGCCAGGGCUCAACUCCAAACACAUAGUGGGCAUCUCCUGUGGACCUGGUCAGAGUUUUUCUUGGUCGUCUUGCUCCGAGUGGUCUGUGGGGCUCCGUGUGCCGUUUGUGGUGGAUGUCUGCACUAUGACCUUUGAGCAGUUGGACCUUCUGCUGCGGCAGGUCAGCGAGGGAAUGGACGGCAGCUCUGAUUGGCCGCCUCCGCAGGAAAAAGAAUGCAUGGUUGUUUCUGCUCUCAACCUACUCAGACUACAGCUUCAUGCCGCUAUCAGUAACCAGGUGGACCCGGAGGAGCUUGGUCUGGGCUUGGGCAGCGGGCUGCUAAAUAACCUAAAGCAGACGGUGGUGACGCUGGCCAGCAACGCCGGGGUGUUAAACACUGUUCAGGCGGCCGCCCAGGCUGUGCUCCAGAGUGGCUGGUCAGUGCUACUGCCCACUGCAGAGGAGAGAGCAAGAGCCCUGUCCUCACUGCUGCCCAACACGGCGUCUGCUAACGAGAUGAGCGUAAGUCCUGGCCGCCGCUUCAUGAUCGACCUUCUGGUUAGCAGUCUAAUGGCAGAUGGAGGGCUAGAGUCUGCUCUGAACGCUGCCAUCACGGCCGAGAUCCAGGACAUUGAAGCAAAGAAGGAGGCCCAAAAGGAAAAGGAAAUCGAUGAGCAGGAGGCGAGUGCCUCCACUCUGCAUCGCUGCCGCACCACCCUGGACAAAGACCUGAUCAACACGGGCAUCUACGAGUCUGCCAACAAACAGACUCUCCCGUUGGUCCAGCUAGUGCAACAGCUGCUCAGGAACAUUGCCUCACAGACCAUAGCACGUUUAAAAGAAGUGGCACGGCGCAUUUCAAACUGCCAAGACACCGAGCAGGUCAGCAAGGAGCGCUCGGCCUCUCUGGACCUUCUGCUGCGCUUUCAGCGGCUUUUGGUCUGCAAGCUGUACGUGGGUGUCAAUGGCACCAUGGGUGUAGGUGGAUACACUCUGAGCCACUCUGAGAUUUUGGGAGUCGGGUCUCUGUUAAAGAAGUACAUGGCUUUGCUGUGCACACACAUCGGGGACAUUCUUCCUGUGUCCACCAGCAUCGCCCAUAACAGUCACCGUCACUUUGCCGAAGUUGCACAUGUCAUCGAAGGGGACCUUACAGGUGUGUUGUUACCAGAGUUGAUCGUAUCCAUUGUGCUGCUGCUGACCCAUGAUGCUGCGUUGAUGCAGGAGACUGGGUCCAUUCCUCUCCUUGCUGCUCUACUUGAACACCUGGAUCGUUUCAACCAUCUCGCCCCUGGUGCAGAAAGAGAGGACAAUGAGGAUCUCGCCUGGCCUGGACUCCUGGGUUUCUUUAUCAAUGGAUCAAGCUCUAAGAACAACGAGGAGGUGUCGCUUAUCCGCAAAGCUGACCUGGAGAACCACAACAAGGAUGGGGGAUUCUGGACCGUCAUUGAUGGGAAGGUCUAUGACAUCAAAGACUUCCAGGCUCAGACUCUAACUGGCAGUAGCAUCCUUGCCCAGUUUGCAGGAGAUGAUCCUGUGGUGGCUUUGGAAGCCGCUCUUCAGUUUGAAGACACCCGAGAGUCAAUGCAAGCUUUCUGUGUUGGCCAAUACAUGGAGCCUAACCAGGAGACUGUGACAACACCUGACCUUAGCAGCUUGUCCUCCCCUCUCGUAGAUGCUGAGAGGAACCUGGGUCUCCUCUUGGGCUUACAUGCCUCCUUUCUGGCUAUGAGCACCCCACUUUCUCGCAUAGAGAUAGAAUGUGCCAAAUGGCUCCAGUCAUCGAUAUUUUUUGGUGGUCUGCAGACAAGUCAGAUCCACUAUAACUAUAAUGAGGAGAAGGACGAGGACCACUGCAGCUCACCCGGGACCACAACACCAGACAAAUCCAAGCUCUACUGCCGAAGAAUCACCCUCAGCGAUCACGCUCAGCCCUUCCUACAGGCCAUCGCUGACAACACCACCCAGGACCACACUGUGAAGGACUUCUUAUGCCAAAUCGAGCGGUGCUGCAAACAGUACCAUCUCAUCACUCCCAUCACUUUCCCUCCCGAGCACCCCGUGGAGGAAGUGGGCCGCCUGCUGCUCUGCUGUCUUCUCAAGCACCAAGACCUGGGUCAUGUUGCCCUCUCACUCGUCGAUCAAUGUGCCUUGGGUGUGGACCAGGGGAAACAAAGGUCGCUCCCCAAAUCUGUGAUCGAUGUCUGCCGAAUGGUGUACCAAGCCAAGUGUUCUUUGAUAAAAACACAUCAAGAGCAGGGACGCUCGUAUAAAGAGGUCUGUGCGCCGGUGAUCGAGAGGUUGCGUUUCCUGUUUAAUGAACUCAGGCCUGCGGUCAGUAAUGACCUGUCCAUUGUGUCCAAACUAAAGCUGCUGAGCUCUCAACCUCGCUGGAAGAGGAUCACACAGAAACUUAUCAGAGACCGCCGGAAAAAGCGAGUGCUUAAAAAGUCAGAAUCGACUGACGUAGAGGAAUGUAAGCUGGAGAGGGAAGGGACCAACGAGGAGCCACCUGCACCGAUAAGCCCCGCCCCUGUGGACAAAAAGCAAACAACAGUCAAAGCCUCAAAGGAUAAGUGGCAGCCUCUGCUUAACACCAUAGGCAGUGUUCAGAAAUAUCGCUGGCUUCGGCACAGCGUCCAAGGCUCCUUCUCUCAGUCCAGCCUCAUGAGCACCAUCGUAGAGUUUGCUCUGAAAGAGGAGCCGCUGGAUGUGGAGAAGAUGAGGAAGUGCCUCCUAAAACAGCUGGAGCGAGCUGAGGUUAGGCUGGAGGGUAUAGACACCAUGCUCAAGCUGGCAUCCAAAAGCUUCCUCCUGCCCUCUGUACAGUACGCCAUGCUCUGCGGGUGGCAGAGAGUCAUUCCUGAAGGGACUGAUAUCGGGGAGCCACUGUCUGACUGUCUGAAGGAUGUAGAUCUGAUUCCCCCAUUUAACCGUAUGCUUUUGGAAGUGACCUUUGGGAAGCUUUAUGCGUGGUCCAUCCAGAAUGUCCGCAACAUUUUGCUGGAGGCAAGCGGGAAGUUUAAAGAGCUGGGUGUGCAGCCAGUACCUCUGCAAACCAUCACUAAUGAGAACCCUGCGGGCCCCAGUCUGGGUACCAUCCCUCAGGCCCGCUUCCUACUUGCCAUGCUUCACAUGCUCACUCUCAAACAUGGAGCCAACAGCCUCAGCUUGCUGCUGAACUCCGGCAUCCUCGCCCUCACUCAAAGCGUCCUUCGGCUCAUCGGUCCCAGCUCUGACAGCACUGACGAGGAGCUGAGCUCUGCAGUUCAUGGGGGAUCUGCGACAGUUCUCGAGGAGUCCAGAAAAGAAACGACCCCCACCCCUCUCCCUGCAUCCGGCCCUGAGCUGGCUGCUAUGAUGAAGAUCGGCACAAGGGUGAUGAGAGGACCUGACUGGAAAUGGGGCGACCAGGAUGGCCCACCACCAGGACUGGGGCGUGUAAUUGGGGAAUUGGGAGAAGAUGGCUGGAUUCGAGUCCAGUGGGAUACCAGCAGUACCAACUCCUACAGGAUGGGCAAAGAGGGCAAGUAUGACCUUAAACUGGCUGAACCUCCACCUGCCACCCAACCCACCACGGAAGACUCGGACACUGAGGAUGACACAGAAGGAGAAGUUGUGGAGAAGAUUGCUCACCCGACUGCCAUCAUGUUGACCAGUACAGUUAACCUGUUAAAGACGCUGUCUCUGUCCUCGGGGAUACAUGCUGGCGUGAUGCAGACGGAGGCCGUUAGCACCCUCUGUGGUCUCCUCAGGAUACUGGUGGAGAGCGGAGCCAAUGAUAAGACUGGUUGUUCCUCUCAUAAGCUGGUGGCUCGUGAGCAGCACAGGAGCUGGUGCACUCUGGGAUUUAUUCGCAGUAUAGCACUAAUGCCUCAGAUGUGCAGCACUUUAAGCUCAGUACCCUGGAUUAAUGUACUCAUACGUAUCGUGGAGGGACACCAGUCCUUUACUGCAGUAACACUACAGAGACAGAUUCUUGCCCUGCGGCUGCUACAGGCAGUGUUACCAUCCUGGGAUAAAACGGAGCGCUCACAGGAUAUGAAAUUCCUGGUGGAAAAACUCUUCGGUUUCCUGGGCAGUCUGCUCAGCACUUGUUCCUCAGAUCUUCCUCUUCUCAGAGAAGGAUCUUUGCGUAGGCGGAAGUCCCGCCCUCAAGCCUCUCUGACAGCCACACACAGCAGUACCCUAGCAGAGGAAAUAGUCGCCGUACUGCGUACACUUCACUCCCUCCACCAAUGGAAUGGUCUCAUUAACGAAUACAUUAACUCCCAGCUCAGUGGUAUCGGUGACGUCAUGGCAGGCAGACACACGGAAGCCGCUGUGCUUGAAGAUUACCUCCCCAAUGCAGAAGCCCCAGCAGUGGGCAGUCUGAUGGCUGUCUUGGCAGUCAUCGGAGGGAUCGAUGGGCGUCUGCGUCUGGGUGGACCUGUUGUUCAUGAGGAAUACGGAGAGGGGACCGUGACUCGCAUCACGCCUAAAGGACGAAUCACUGUGCAGUUCCACGAGAUGAGGACCUGUAAAGUUUGUCUGCUCAGCCAGCUAAAACCGCUCCACAUGAUUCCCUUUAGCAUCCAGAACCUUCCUUUCACUGACCCCAUGCUCGCUGUUUGGGCACAGCUGGUUAACUUAGCAGGAAGCAAGUUGGAGAAGCAACGCAUGAAGAAAUCCCUAAGCAGAGGACUUACAGCAGAUCAGGUGGAUGUGCAUUUGUUACGGUGUCAGCAGCUUAGGCUGUAUAUUCUGAAAGCAGCGCGGGCUCUCUUGUCUCACCAGGACAAACUACGGCAGAUCCUCUCUCAGCCAGCUGUUGUAGAUGUCAGCCCUAACCCACCAGAGGAUCAAUGCGUGUCUUCUCCUGAUGUGGCCGAUUUGUCUCCUGAGGGUCCUCAGCCCCCUCUUAUCCUCCUUCAGCAACUACUGUCCGCAUCCACUCAACCUUCUCCAAUUAAAGCCAUCUUUCACCGGCAGGAACUGGAGGCAGCGGCUCUGGCUGUGUGUCAGUACCUGGCGGUUGAAUCCACACACCCGUCGUCUCCUCUCUUCGAGGACAGCAGCUCCAGUGAAGCCACCACACCUGUCACCGUGCAGCACGUGCGCCCACCAAGGCAGAAGAAACACAAGACCUCACCUGUGCCCCCUGUUCCCAUUGUCCUACAGCUGAUGGAUAUGGGCUUCCAGAGGAAAAACAUUGAGUUUGCCCUUAAAUCACUGUCUGGAACUACAGGAACAUCUGGAACGCCAGGUGUGGAGGCUUUGGUGGGCUGGUUGUUGGACCAUCCAGAUGUUCACAUUACAGAUCUGUCAGAUGCUGAUACUGUGUCAGAUGAGUACUCUGAUGAAGAAGUGCUGGAGGAGCUAGAGGAACCUGAGCCCGCCUUCCCUGUCCCUCCUGGAGUCGUGGUUACUGAGAGUCAGACGUUUAAAAAGAGGUCGGAUUUUCAGAGCAAUGACGAUUAUGCUGUGUAUGUGAGAGAAAAUAUCCAGGUGGGCAUGAUGGUCCGUUGCUGCAGGACGUAUGAGGAAGUGUAUGAAGGAGAUGUUGGCAAAGUGAUCAAACUGGACAGAGAUGGCUUGCAUGAUCUGAAUGUGCAAUGUGAUUGGCAGCAGAAGGGAGGAACUUACUGGGUUCGUUACAUCCACACUGAGCUGCUUGGGUUUCCUCCUCAGAGUUCUCCGUCUCACAUAAAGAUUGGUGAUAAAGUGCGAGUGAAACCUUCGGUUACGACGCCAAAGUACAAGUGGGGAUCUGUCACUCACAGAAGUGUGGGUGUGGUCAAAGCUUUCAGUGCCAAUGGGAAAGAUGUAAUCGUGGACUUUCCUCAGCAGUCGCAUUGGACCGGAUUGCUGUCAGAGAUGGAGCUUGUGCCCAGUGUGCAUCCCGGUGUCAGGUGUGAUGGAUGUCAGAUGUUCCCCAUAAACGGGCCCAGGUUUAAGUGUCGAGGCUGUGAUGACUUUGAUUUUUGCGAGAGCUGCUUCAAAACCCGUAAACACAACCUCAGACAUUCAUUCGGACGAAUCAACGAACCAGGUCAGUCACCCACAUUCAGUGGGCGUUCAGGUAAGCAACUGAAGAGGCAUCACAGCAGUCAGCGUGGCAUGCUGAUCGACGAGUGGUCCAGAGUGGUGAAGAACCUCAGCGUUUCGUCCUCCAUCAACCAGGCAUCUCGGCUCAUAGACUGCGGAGAGCAAUGCUGGCAGUCAUCGGGCUCUCAGGGCAAGCACUGGAUCAGGUUGGAGCUUUUCCCAGAUAUUCUGGUUCACAGACUAAAAAUGAUCGUGGACCCAGCUGACAGUAGCUACAUGCCUUCUCUAGUGGUGGUAUCAGGUGGAAGCUCUUUGAAUAACCUGAUCGAGUUAAAGACCAUCAAUAUCAAUCCUACAGAUACUGCUGUAUCUUUACUCAAUGACUGCACAGAGUAUCAUAGGUAUAUUGAGAUCGCCAUAAAACAGUGCAGGAGUUCAGGUAUUGACUGCAAGAUCCACGGCUUAAGUAUAAUGGGCCGCGUUCGCGCUGAGGAUGAAGAUCUGGCAACCGUGCCUUUCCUGGCAUCUGACAAUGAGGAGGAGGAAGAUGACAAGACUGCAACUGGGAGUCUUUCCAGAAAGAGAUCUUCUGGUCUAGAGUCUGCUGCAACCAUUAGAACCAAAGUCUUUGUUUGGGGACUCAAUGAUAAAGAUCAGCUUGGAGGACUUAAGGGGUCCAAGAUAAAAGUCCCAUCGUUCUCCGAGACCUUGUCUGCUCUGAAUGUAGUGCAGGUGGCUGGAGGCUCUAAAAGUCUGUUUGCUGUGACUGCUGAAGGUAAAGUGUAUGCUUGUGGAGAGGCCACGAACGGACGGCUUGGUUUAGGGCUAUCAAGUGGAACAAUCCCCAUACCACGCCAGAUAUCUGCCCUAAGCAACUAUGUGGUGAAGAAAGUUGCUGUACACUCAGGUGGAAGACAUGCCAUGGCCUUGACUGUAGAUGGGAAGGUGUUUUCAUGGGGUGAAGGUGAUGAUGGAAAGCUUGGGCACUUUAGCCGGAUGAACUGCGAUAAGCCACGGCUAAUCGAGGCACUCAAGACUAAACGAAUUCGAGAUAUCGCCUGCGGCAGCUCACACAGUGCAGCCAUCACAUCCAGUGGAGAGCUGUACAGCUGGGGUUUGGGGGAAUACGGGCGUCUGGGUCAUGGCGAUAACACCACUCAACUGAGACCCAAACUGGUCAAGGUGCUAUUGGGUCAUCGUGUGGUCCAGGUGGCAUGUGGAAGUCGAGAUGCCCAAACUCUGGCCCUUACUGAUGAAGGAAUGGUGUUCUCAUGGGGUGAUGGAGAUUUUGGCAAGCUGGGUCGUGGUGGGAGCGAGGGCUGUAACAUUCCCCAGAACAUCGAGCGGCUGAACGGGCAAGCAGUUUGUCAGAUUGAAUGUGGAGCUCAAUUCUCCCUCGCCCUUACCAAAUCUGGAGUCGUCUGGACCUGGGGUAAGGGAGAUUACUUUCGGCUGGGUCACGGCACGGACGUGCAUGUGCGCAAACCUCAGAUGGUGGAAGGGCUGCGUGGGAAGAAGAUCAUUCACGUGGCCGUAGGGGCUUUGCAUUGCCUGGCCGUCACAGAAACUGGACAGGUGUAUGCAUGGGGGGAUAAUGACCAUGGGCAGCAGGGGAAUGGCACAACUACGGUCAACAGAAAGCCCACGCUUGUGCAGGGCCUGGAGGGGCAAAAGAUCACUCGUGUAGCUUGUGGCUCUUCCCACAGUGUGGCCUGGACCACCGUGGACGUCACCACGCCUUCCGUUCACGAGCCCGUCCUUUUCCAGACUGCCCGUGAUUCCCUCGGAGCUUCUUAUCUUGGUGUGCCAUCAGAUAGUGACCCAUCUUUACUCAGUAAUAAGAUCAAUGGCGGGAAUAGUGUGAAGCCCAACAGGCCGUCUCUGGCAAAGAUCCUGCUCUCGCUGGACGGCAAUCUGUCCAAACAACAGGCCUUGUCCCAUGUGCUUUCUGCCCUGCAGAUCAUGUAUGCCAGGGAUGCAGUGGUGGAAGCAUUGAUGCCCGCUUGCAUGAUGCCUCUGGAGUGUCCCUCCAGCUCUCCUGUACCCCCUUCAGACUGUUCAUCAGCUUCUAGCCCCUGUGAGGCUGAAGGACCAGCGUUGCUCUCAGAGACAGAAGAGCGGGUCAGCCCGCACCCUUGGAUGGACAGCAAAAGAGGAGAUGUGACCACGUCUGAGGAUGCCACUACACCUUCAUCGGCUGUGACCCCUUCUGCUGCCUCCGCCUCCUCUCGGCCGUUCAUCCCAGUGACAGACGACCCUGGUGCUGCUAGCAUCAUCGCUGAGACUAUGACCAAAACCAAAGAGGACUCUGAGAGCCAAAGUAAAGCGGCGGGCCCGGAGCCACAAUAUCUGGAUGAGUUCACCAGCCUGCUUAUCCCCGAUGACACGCGUGUGAUGGUGGACCUUUUGAAACUGGCUGUGUCUGUGCGGUCGGGUGAUAAAGGCAAAGAGGUGCUUUCUGCCGUGUUGUCCGGCAUGGGUACGGCCUACCCGCAGGUGGCAGAUAUGCUUUUGGAGUUAUGCGUGACUGAACUAGAGGACGUGGCCACGGACUCUCAAAGCGGGCGUCUGUCGUCUCAGCCAGUGGUGGUGGAGAGCAGCCACCCUUAUACUGAUGAUACAUCUACUAGCGGAACUGUGAAGAUACCAGGUGCUGAAGGACUGAGGGUAGAGUUUGAUCGGCAGUGUUCAACAGAACGAAGGCACGACCCCCUUACCAUCAUGGAUGGAGCCAACCGGAUCGUGUCCGUUCGUUCAGGUCGUGAGUGGUCUGAUUGGUCCAGUGAGUUGAGGAUCCCAGGAGAUGAGCUGAAAUGGAAGUUCACCAGCGAUGGCUCUGUCAACGGCUGGGGGUGGCGCUUCACUGUCUAUCCCAUCAUGCCUGCUGCUGGUCCUAAAGAUCUCCUCUCCGACCGCUGUAUUCUGUCCUGCCCCUCUAUGGAUCUGGUAACGUGUCUUCUGGACUUCCGUCUGAAUUUCGCUUCGAAUCGCAGCAUCGUGCCGAGGUUGGCGGCAUCACUGGCUGCCUGUGCCCAACUCAGCGCCUUGGCGGCUGGUCAUCGCAUGUGGGCCCUGCAGAGGUUACGUAAGCUGCUGACUACUGAAUAUGGCCAGUCGAUCAACAUCAACCGGCUUUUAGGAGACCCUGAAGGAGAGCCCCGCUCUGUGAGUUUCACCGGAAGUGCACUCGCUGCUCUGGUGAAAGGACUUCCUGAAGCAUUACAGAGACAGUAUGAGUAUGAAGAACCCAUUGUUCGUGGAGGCAAACAACUUCUCCAUAGCCCUUUCUUCAAGGUGUUGGUGGCACUUGCGUGCGAUCUGGAGUUGGACACUCUCCCUUGUUGUGCCGAGACACACAAAUGGGCCUGGUUUCGCCGUUACUGCACCGCUUCCAGGGUGUCGGUGGCUCUCGACAAGAGGACCCCUUUGCCCCGAGCUUUCCUGGAUGAGGUUGCAAAGAAAGUCCGGGAGCUUAUGGCAGAUCACGAGAACAUGAACACGCUUCACGAGAGUCAUGACUUGUUCAAGAGAGAGCAGGAUGAACAGCUGGUUCAGUGGAUGAACAGGCGGCCAGAUGAUUGGACGCUCUCAGCGGGCGGCAGUGGGACCAUCUAUGGCUGGGGUCACAACCACCGGGGUCAGUUAGGUGGUAUUGAAGGUGCAAAGGUCAAAGUUCCCACACCAACAGAAGCACUAGCUACACUGCGACCUGUGCAACUUAUCGGUGGAGAGCAGACCCUAUUUGCCGUCACUGCCGAUGGGAAACUCUAUGCUACUGGAUAUGGUGCAGGUGGACGGCUGGGAAUCGGAGGCACCGAGUCGGUCUCCACCCCGACCCUGCUGGAGUCAAUCCAACAUGUUUUUAUCCGGAAGGUGGCUGUGAACUCAGGAGGGAAACACUGCUUGGCUCUUUCCUCUGAAGGUGAACUCUACUCUUGGGGAGAAGCUGAAGAUGGAAAACUGGGCCAUGGCAACAGAAGCCCAUGUGACCGUCCACGUGUGAUUGAGUCUCUGAGAGGGGUGGAGGUGGUGGACAUUGCUGCCGGUGGAGCCCACAGCGCUUGCAUCACAGCCAGCGGAGAGCUCUACACGUGGGGCAAGGGCCGCUAUGGCCGUCUGGGUCAUGGAGACAGUGAAGACCAGCUUAAACCAAAACUGGUGGAAGCUCUGCAGGGGCAUCGUGUAAUAGAUGUGGCAUGUGGCAGUGGAGAUGCCCAGACUCUCUGCCUGACUGAUGAUGACAUGGUGUGGUCGUGGGGGGAUGGAGACUAUGGCAAACUGGGCAGAGGAGGAAGUGAUGGAUGUAAAGUGCCAAUGAAGAUCGACUCAUUGACAGGAUUGGGUGUUGUGAAAGUGGAGUGUGGCUCUCAGUUCUCAGUGGCUCUUACCAAGUCUGGAGCAGUUUAUACAUGGGGGAAAGGCGACUACCACAGGCUUGGACACGGCUCUGAUGAUCAUGUCCGCAGACCCCGGCAGGUCCAGGGUUUGCAAGGCAAGAAGGUCAUUGCCAUAGCAACGGGUUCUCUUCACUGUGUGUGCUGCACUGAGGAUGGCGAAGUGUACACGUGGGGUGAUAAUGACGAAGGUCAGCUUGGUGACGGGACCACCAACGCUAUUCAGCGGCCAAGGCUGGUGACGGCACUACAGGGCAAGAAGAUCAACCGGGUGGCCUGUGGAUCAGCGCACACCCUGGCCUGGUCCACCAGCAAACCUACCAAUGCUGGAAAACUGCCUGCUCAGGUCCCUAUGGAGUACAACCACUUGCAGGAGAUCCCCAUCAUGGCCCUAAGAAACAGACUUCUUUUGUUGCACCACAUCUCUGAGCUCUUCUGCCCCUGCAUCCCAAUGUUCGACCUGGAGGGACGGCUCGGCGAGACCAGACAUGGCAUCUCUGUUGGCUUUGACACGCUACGUGGAAUCCUUAUAUCGCAGGGAAAGGAGGCAGCAUUCCGUAAAGUGGUGCAGGCGACCAUGGUUCGAGACCGUCAGCAUGGGCCAGUGGUGGAGCUGAACCGGAUACAGGUCAAGCGGUCUCGCAGUAAAGGAGGUCUGGCAGGGCCGGACGGCACCAAGUCGGUGUUCGGACAGAUGUGCGCCAAGAUGAGCUCUUUCAGCCCUGAUAGUCUACUGCUACCACACCGGGUGUGGAAGGUCAAGUUUGUGGGUGAGUCGGUGGAUGACUGCGGCGGCGGAUACAGUGAAUCCAUCGCAGAGAUGUGCGAGGAGCUACAGAACGGGCUUACUCCCCUUCUCAUUGUCACUCCCAAUGGGCGAGAUGAGUCCGGAGCAAAUAGAGACUGCUUCUUGCUUAACCCCGCCGCCAAAUCCCCUCUGCACAUCAGCAUGUUCCGCUUCUUAGGGGUGCUUCUGGGCAUUGCCAUUCGCACAGGAAGUCCCCUGAGCCUGUACUUGGCUGAACCUGUGUGGAAGCAGUUGGCAGGCAUGAAUCUGACCAUCGCUGAUCUCAGUGAGGUGGACAAAGAUUUCAUCCCCGGUCUGAUGUAUAUCAGGGAUAAUGAAGCAUCUGCGGAGGAAUUUGAGGCUAUGCCUCUGCCCUUCACCGUACCCAGUGCCUGUGGACAGGAAGUCCAGCUCAGCUCCAAACAUUCCCACAUCAGCCUGGAAAACCGCAGUGAAUAUGUGCGACUAGCAAUAAACUACAGGCUGCAUGAAUUUGAUGAGCAGGUGUCUGCUGUAAGGGAGGGGAUGGCACGUGUGGUACCCGUGCCUCUCCUCUCCCUCUUCACUGGCUAUGAGCUGGAGACUAUGGUGUGUGGUAGUCCAGAUAUCCCCCUGCACUUGCUCAAGUCCGUGGCGACGUAUAAGGGGGUGGAGCCAACCGCUCCCUUGAUCCAGUGGUUCUGGGAGGUAAUGGAGUCUUUUUCCAACACGGAGCGUUCGCUAUUCCUCAGGUUCGUCUGGGGACGCACACGUCUACCCAGGACCAUUGCGGACUUCCGUGGGAGAGACUUUGUGGUGCAGGUGCUGGAUAAGUACAACCCCCCCGACCACUUUCUUCCUGAGUCCUACACCUGCUUCUUCCUGCUAAAACUGCCUCGCUAUUCCUGUAAGCUAGUUUUGGAGGAGAAGCUCAAAUACGCCAUCCACUUCUGCAAGUCCAUCGACACCGACGACUACGCGCGCAUCGCUCUGACCGGCGAGCCAGCCGCGGACGACAGCAGCGACGACUCCGAUAAUGAGGACGCCGACUCGUUCGCCUCCGAUUCAACGCAGGAUUACCUGACAGGACAUUGAGCUGUAGUUAAAAUCCAUACGUCUCACAUAUACGGCCGCACACACUAAUGGGAGUUUUAGGAAGUCUUUAAAAUAAGCUGCCAAGAAAAAAACUAGAGGGUUAAAGAGAAUAAUGAUACAAAAGUGUCCGUUUUAACCUCACUCAUGAAUAUGUGCAUAGAUACAAAUACUACUAAGUGAAGAGAAAUAAGUGUAUAUCAUUAUGUGCAAUUAGCUUUAAAGCACUAUAAAACUGAUGAAGAGAAAAGUAGAGAUUUUUAAUGUUUGUCAGGAGGAAAAACAAUAAGGCAGAUGUACCUGCACAUCAUUUUGUGUUAAACGUCGCAUUCACUUUUUUUAUUACAGAGGACAGACCGUUUAGCCUAGCACUGUGGUAGACGACUCCUGACAGGUGAAGAUCUCCACAUCCAACUACAUUAUGUGUUCAGUGGGUAGUAUUAUUAACAUUUGCUCCGCCUCUUUAUUUAAAAAACGGAAGUGUUUUUUUUUUAGAGAGCCUUUUUAAGGCUCAUUUGUUUCUCAUGUUGGACAGUAAAUGCCUGAUCAGGGGCUGUUUAUAGGUCAUCGGUCGUUGUAUCCUCUCUUCUUAUGUGUCUGCACUGUUCUCCUUGUAGAAUGUAUAUAAUUUGAUCGUGCCAUGUGUGUCAUUCCCAGGUUAUAAAUAAAUGUUUCUGUUAAUAAAUUUAA
Molecule: messenger RNA, 15304 nt
Organism: Paramisgurnus dabryanus
Lineage: Eukaryota; Metazoa; Chordata; Actinopteri; Cypriniformes; Cobitidae
Gene: herc2
Product: HECT and RLD domain containing E3 ubiquitin protein ligase 2
Biological process (GO): protein ubiquitination
Molecular function (GO): ubiquitin-protein transferase activity; zinc ion binding
Source: RefSeq, a predicted model, not a curated record